This is a messenger RNA of Rhodotorula graminis WP1, 1569 nucleotides long. RefSeq lists its product as uncharacterized. Gene Ontology annotation, molecular function: poly(A) RNA polymerase activity; RNA binding. NCBI's taxonomy places the organism in Eukaryota, Fungi, Basidiomycota, Microbotryomycetes, Sporidiobolales, Sporidiobolaceae. The coding region runs from base 1 to 1569 and encodes 522 amino acids. Gene Ontology annotation, cellular component: nucleus. The transcript is spliced from 9 exons. The record is from RefSeq and is a predicted model, not a curated record.
AUGACCAGCCAUCCCUACCUCGGCGUCACGCCUCCCAUCUCGGUCGCGCCGCCGACCGCUCGCGACCUCGAGGUCAGCAAGACCCUGAUCGAGGAGCUCAAGGGCCGCAACAUCUACGAGAGCCCGCAGGAGGGUCGUGUUCGGUCCAUGGUGCUCGGCCGCCUCGACAAGCUCGUCAAGGACUUUGUGUACCGCGCGAGUCUGCAUCGAGGCUUCUCAGAGGCAAAGGCGCGCGAGGCAGGAGGCAAGAUCUUCACGUUCGGCUCGUACCGCCUCGGCGUGCACGGUCCAGGGUCCGACAUCGACACGCUGCUGGUCGUCCCUCGGCACGUCGAGCGCGAGGACUUCCACACCCUGUUCGAGGCCAUGCUCAAGGAGACGGACGGCGUCCUCGAGGUCACGUCGGUCCCCGAGGCGUUCGUCCCCAUCAUCAAGUGCACGUUCCAGGGCAUCGACAUCGACCUCCUGUUCGCGCGACUCGCGCUCCCGACCAUCCCGGACGACCUCGAGCUCAAGGACGACAACCUGUUGCGCAACCUCGACGAGCGCUGCGUGCGCAGUCUCGGCGGCUCGCGCGUGACCGACGAGAUGCUGCGACUCGUACCAGACGUGCCCGUCUUCCGCGACGCACUGAGGACGAUCAAGCUGUGGGCGCAACAACGAGCGGUGUACGGCAACGUCAUGGGCUUCUGCGGCGGUGUCGCCUGGGCGAUGCUCGUCGCGCGGAUAUGCCAGCUGUACCCCAAGGGCUGCGUCGGCAGCAUCAUCUCGCGAUUCUUCAUCAUCAUGCACCAGUGGCAGUGGCCGGCGCCGGUGCUGCUCAAGCCGAUCGAGGAGGGUCCUCUGCAGGUCCGCGUCUGGAACCCCAAGCUCUACCCUCAAGACCGCUCGCACCGCAUGCCCAUCAUCACGCCGGCGUACCCGUCCAUGUGCUCGACCCACAACGUCACCCUGAGCACGCAGCAGAUCAUGACGGCCGAGUUCAAGCGAGCCGCCGAGAUCGUCGACCGCGUCUUUGUCGGGUCGACCUCGUGGAAGGAGCUCUUUCAGCCCCACGACUUCUUCAGCAAGUACCGCUACUACCUGCAGAUCACGGCGAGCUCGGGGAGCGCCGACGUCCAGCUCAAGUGGUCCGGCACGGUCGAGUCGCGCAUCCGUCAACUCGUCAUGAAGCUCGAAUACGUCGACUCGCUCCUGCUCGCGCACCCGUUCGUCAAGAGCUUCGACCGCGUCAGCCACUGCAUCGACGAGGCAGAGCAGCGCGCCGUCUCGAUCGGCGAGGUCCCGGCCGUCGUCGAGAAGCGCACCGAGGCCGACUUGCUGCCUGGGCAGGGCACGACGGUACACACGACGACCUUCUACAUCGGCUUGCAGAUCGAGCGGAGACCUGCCGCAGGAGCACAAGGCCCGAGGAAACUCGACAUCUCGUACCCGACCAACGAGUUCACCAAGUUGGUCAAGAUGUGGGACAGCUACGACGCCGAGACGAUGGGCGUCAUCGUGCGGUACAUCAAGAGGUGCGUCGUCGUCAUCGACAAGUCCAUCCUCCCUUUCUUGUACCGUCACUGA